CCUCGGUGGAGUAGGGUCGUCGGGGGUUUCUUACGCGCUCGCCGAACGCUCUCCAAACGGUCUACCAGCUGAUCUUCGGAGACACUGUCCGUGCCCUUUUUGGUUCCUGUCUCGAUCGUCAUUGCUCCACCGUUUCUGCGGAUUAUGUCCGGCUCUUCGACACUCGCAAUCUGACACGCUAGUACUGCCCCGCGGUGCCCCUCCAUCGCGUCUGCUUGCGAGACACGAUGGGCAAUUUACCCGUGGCAGAAUUUCGGCGUUCAGACCCACUGGACAUGCUGCCUCAACCACCUGGUUGCAGAUGUGGAUCUCCAAGACAGAUAUGUGAAGCCGAUAUUACUAUGUACCUUGUUUCUCUUGAUACGUAGCUAGCUGGCGUGGGGACUCGGGGAGAUGGAGGUAUAUCUAGAGCUCCUGAUUCCGCGAGUCUCACGGCUUUCUGGCUAAUCUUUUGUUCUCCCUCUGACUCGACGAACGCUGCGGUGACUCGUACUCUCACCUGCAUUAUCCUUCUUGGUUCUUUCAAACACUUCUUCUGUUGAUCGGAGGAAGUCCAUACUCUUAUCGCCCUUCCUUACUCUACAAUGCCUCUCGACGUCGAGAAAACUAUUCAAGAGCUUCGGCUCGGGGAGAAGAUCGAUCUCGUGUCUGGAAUUGAUUUCUGGCACACCGCAUCCGUCCCCCGCUUAAACAUCCCCAGCAUCCGCAUGUCCGACGGCCCCAAUGGUGUCCGUGGAACCCGCUUCUUCAACGGCGUGCCAGCCGCAUGCUUUCCCUGCGCCACAGCCCUAGGAGCCACUUGGGACACCGAGUUGCUUCACAAGGUCGGCCAAUUGAUGGGUGAGGAAGCCAUUGCCAAGGGCUCGCACGUCAUCCUAGGUCCCACAAUCAACACACAGCGCUCCCCGCUGGGCGGUCGAGGCUUCGAGUCUUUCGCCGAGGAUGGCGUUCUCUCUGGUCAUUUGGCUGGACAUUACUCCAAGGGUAUUCAAGAGAAGGGCGUGGCAGCGUGUCUAAAGCACUUUGUGUGCAAUGACCAGGAGCAUGAGCGGUUGGCGGUUGAUUCAAUUGUCACUGAUCGUGCGCUGCGUGAAAUCUAUCUUAUGCCGUUCCAUCAUGCAAUGAGGAUCUGCAAGACUGCCUCUGUGAUGACGGCUUACAACAAGAUUAACGGAACACAUGUUAGUGAGAACAAAAAGAUUAUUACGGAUAUUCUGCGCAAGGAGUGGGGUUGGGAUGGUCUAGUUAUGAGCGAUUGGUUCGGAACGUACAGCACAUCAGAGUCAAUCAUUGCCGGCCUAGACAUUGAGAUGCCAGGAAAGACACGCUGGCGUGGAGGUGCCCUGGCACACGCCGUAUCUUCGAAUAAAGUUCACGAAUUUAUCCUUGAUGAACGAGUCCGCAAUGUGCUGAACCUCAUCAACUAUGUCGAGCCAUUGGGCAUCCCAGAGAACGCCGAGGAGAAGGUGCUGAACCGCCCAGAAGACCAGGCCCUGCUGCGCCGAGCUGCAGCUGAGUCUGUUGUCCUCCUAAAGAACGACGACAACGUCCUCCCGCUUAAAAAGGAAAAGUCGAUCGCUGUUAUCGGGCCAAACGCCAAGAUUGCAGCAUACUGUGGAGGCGGCUCUGCGUCGCUCGACGCUUACUACACUAUUACUCCUUACGAUGGUGUAGUGGCCCAGAGCAAGGGCGAAGUCCAGUUCGCGCAGGGAGCAUACUCACACAAAGACCUUCCUCUGAUUGGCCCUCUGCUGAAGACCGAGGACGGCAAGACAGGAUUCACCUUCCGUGUAUACGACGAGCCCGCAUCGAGCUCUAACCGCGAACUCCUGCACGAACUCCACCUCGUCUCAUCUCUUGGCUUCCUCAUGGACUACCGCCACCCCAAGAUCAAGUCUUUCCUCUACUACGUUGACAUGGAAGGUUACUUUACCCCCGAGGAAGAUGGAACCUAUGAUUUCGGCGUGACCGUCGUCGGCACGGGCAAACUUCUCGUCGACAACGAAGUCGUUGUUGAUAACACCAAGAACCAACGCCUUGGAUCUGCUUUCUUUGGCAACGGCACCAUCGAGGAGCGCGGUUCGAAGGAACUGAAGGCAGGCCAGACCUACAAGAUCACCCUACAGUUCGGUACAGCACCGACCUCCGACAUCGACACCCGCGGCGUCGUCAUCUUCGGCCCAGGUGGUUUCCGCUUCGGCGCCGCCCGCCGCACCACACAGGAAGAACUCAUUUCCAAGGCCGUUGCCCUUGCCUCAAAAUCAGACCAAGUUGUCCUCUUCGCAGGUCUGACCUCAGAGUGGGAAACCGAGGGCUACGACCGCGACGACAUGAACCUCCCCCCAGGAUGCGACGAACUAAUCAGCCAAGUCCUCGACGCCAACCCUAACACAGUGGUCGUCAUCCAGAGCGGCACGCCCGUAACCAUGCCGUGGGCCAGCAAAGCCAAGUCCAUCUUGCAGGCCUGGUUUGGCGGCAACGAGUGCGGCAACGGAAUCGCGGACGUCAUCUACGGCAACGUUAACCCCUCCGCAAAGCUCCCAGUGACCUUCCCCGUCCGCCUCCAGGAUAACCCCAGCUACCUGAACUUCCGCUCCGAGCGCGGCCGCGUCCUCUACGGAGAGGACAUCUACGUCGGAUACCGCUAUUACGAAAAGGUCGCCCUUCCACCACUCUUUCCCUUCGGCUUCGGUCUCUCCUACACCACCUUCACCCGCGAGAACCUCACCCUAAGCACAACCCCGGAACAGCCAACUCUGCAGGACGGAGAGCCCAUCACCGCAACAGUAACAGUAACAAACACAGGCUCCGUCGCCGGUGCGGAAACGGUGCAGCUCUGGGUUGUCCCACCCCCGACAGAGGUCAACCGACCUGUCCGCGAACUCAAGGGAUUCGCCAAGGUGUUCUUGCAGCCUGGCGAGUCGAAGACUGUCGAUAUUGUUGUUGAGAAGAAGCUUGCGACGAGCUGGUGGGAUGAGAAGAGGGAGAAGUGGGCGAGUGAGAAGGGUGUCUAUGGCGUGCAGGUGACGGGUACUGGGGAAGGGGUCCUGAAGGCCGAGUUUGAGGUUGAGAAGACGAGGUUCUGGCUUGGAUUGUAAAGGCUGGUCGACCUCUACUGUAUGCCAGCUAAGGUAGCAUGACUGACUGCAUUACUCACGAUAUUUAUGGCAAUAUUUAUGGCAAUAGGUAAAUUGAUGUUUGAGAUGAUAUUAAUAUUCUAAUACCUAUGAUGAUUGUGGCUCG
Aspergillus calidoustus is the source of this 3243-nucleotide messenger RNA. The record is from the annotation of a GenBank genome assembly. Lineage: Eukaryota; Fungi; Ascomycota; Eurotiomycetes; Eurotiales; Aspergillaceae.